Messenger RNA from Symbiodinium sp. CCMP2592, 834 nucleotides. Lineage: Eukaryota; Dinophyceae; Suessiales; Symbiodiniaceae. The record is from the annotation of a GenBank genome assembly.
AUGUUUUCGUGGGCUAGACAAUGCAUUGAUGCCUUCCUGCACACGUUGGAAACACGUGUUCGUGCUCCACUACAACCGGAUGAAACAGGAGGAGCUUUCUCCGACUUGCCUGUUGGAAGUGAAAUGAAUGAGAAUGAGGUAGUGGAGGAUGUGGUGGAGGAAGAGGAAGCAUCGAGAGUUGUGACAGUCGCUGGGCACUUGAUGGUGACGGAAACUGGGUUGAAGUACCUCCUCAUCAUCUUCAACCUGGCGAACCACCCAGAGGACCACCACCACCCCGGUCAAACUAACGCGAACCUUGACCUCGACCUGCUCGACUGGGACCUCCUCUACUACCACAACCAUGGAGAUCACAGGACAGACAAAGGCAACUUCGACACUGCGACAGACUACUGGGUGGGCUCAAACAUGCAAGUGGAGCCGAUUGUGCCCCCGGCUCUGGAUCCGGCAGUUCUGCUACAGCCUGGCCUACCGUCAACAGUUGAGGACCUCAACCAAGCCUUCGAUUGGGGUGAAGACCUGGCCCAUCUCAAGUGGAGGGAUGCCGCAGAAACUUCAGACCUCGCCCGCCUCCACGUCUUCGUCAACAUCGAGCCCGACGACGAUAUCGAGAACGACAUCGUCCUGUACCACCUGCUCAACGUGUUGGAGAAGCUGGUCGUGCAGAUCGAGCUGGACCAGGUGCACCACAAGGAGGUGACGAUUCUGCAGGCGCUCGCCCACGCCAAGAUGUACCAGAUGUACCAGAAAACGGAGUGGAUGUACCGAGAGUCGAAAGUAGUGCCCAUCGUGAACGCAGUCGAAGUAGAGAUGAGUGAAAUGAUGCCGGGAUGA